This is a messenger RNA of Orbicella faveolata, 1616 nucleotides long. Its product is annotated as gamma-aminobutyric acid receptor subunit beta-4-like. Lineage: Eukaryota; Metazoa; Cnidaria; Anthozoa; Scleractinia; Merulinidae. The record is from RefSeq and is a predicted model, not a curated record. Gene Ontology annotation, molecular function: extracellular ligand-gated monoatomic ion channel activity; transmembrane signaling receptor activity. Gene Ontology annotation, biological process: monoatomic ion transmembrane transport. Gene Ontology annotation, cellular component: membrane.
AAGCACUUUGAUUAGUUUUGAAAACCAGCAAUUGUGCGGAUUGGCGCGAGGUCAGGCCAGGAGGGUCAGGCAAACCCCUGUAUAGAGGUGGUUGUUAUAGAGAAGUGGGUCUUAUGAUGAGGUUCUGCUGUGCCCAGUUAGCUUAUAUUGAUAGAGCACCCGGAGAACCAUAUAAUACUAAUCGCUUGGAGAUAUUGGUACAUAUGCAAUCAACAAGAUUAAUCGAUCAAUUCUCUCAACAACUUCCUGUCAUAGUUGUCUGAUACUGUGUAUACUGGUUUACAAAAUCAAUUUCUUGUUAUGAGAAGUACCAUUCUUCAAAAGAAAUGUUUUUCUGUCAUAUUAGAGAUGUGUCUUAGAGUUGCACUCCUAGAAUUGCACGUCUGGAUAGAGACUCGUAAGUGAUAGCUGCUUAUUAACUUAGGUUAUUCGGCCGCCUGUCAGUUAUGAAUGAGAACGCCGACAGUUUUUUUGGGGUCUCUCUAAUAUGUUGUGACCGGGUCAUCCACAUUCACAUCCUCUCUCUUUUAUGAAAAGUCUUAAAUGAAUGCGAAAUUGUCUUCUUUUCAGUCCGCCAUACUAUUGAAGAAAUGGACUUUCGGUGGAAGGAAGAAGAGCCGAUCACACUCUUCAAUGAGGAGUUGGCUGAAUUCGAUGUGGUUAAAUUUGAAGUGGAGUCAAAAAAGGCUUCCUAUGUUUCAGGAAAUUACAAGAACUUGAUCGUGACGUUCACGUUUCAUCGCCGCAUGGGUUUCUAUUUCAUUCAAUUCUACAUACCAUGUAUUGUGAUGGUUUCCCUGAGCUGGAUCUCGUUCUGGAUGGAUCGAUAUUACAUCGGAGAACGACUCUCCCUCGGAGUCACGACCAUACUAACGAUUGUGUUCCUGCUCGGGUCCAGUAACUCGACCAUGCCUCGGGUCAGCUAUGCCAAGGCAAUUGAUUGGUAUCUUCUUGGCUCCUUCAUCUUCGUGUUUUCUACGCUGGUCACAGAUUUACUAGUCUACAGGUUCCGUUCGAAGGAAGAAUCGAGGCAGAAAGAACAAGAAGGAGAAGAAAAGGAACAGAAGCAUCAAAACAAUAAAAUAGUGUUCCAGUGUAAACAUGGCUUCCAACCAAACUACGUUGCUGACGCUAACGGCCAUGUACACUUAGUCAGCCAGCAAGAAAACAAAGCUGAACAAAGAUCGCCGUGCAAAAGCAAUCUGAUCACGUGCUGUAUGGCUUGUACCCAGUCUACAGAGAGCGAGAAAACCGACCUCAGUGUGCUUACCAACAAAUGCUGUCGGUACAUGUUCCCUAUAUCCUUCGCGAUUUUCAACCUCGUUUAUUGGCUGGCACUAAGUACCGGAAAUUGACUUCUGAUUGGCGACUCACUACGAAGUGAAGAACUUGAGAUCAGCUAACAUUUCAGUGUACGAAGGAGGGAAAUGUACGGCGUUGAAGUAGAUAAAAGCAUAAUUUGCACUGCUAGAUCUACAGUGGAUCUCAUGACAGACUGAAUUAGAAACCGCUCUACCCGUUACUUAUCGACCUGGAAUGACUGCAGAUGACGUAAAGUUGAGAUGCAUGACAUAUAGAGAGUUUGUGGCGUCAUACAUUUUUGUUUUUAAUGUAUG